AUGUCUGUGAAAUUCAAACUCCACCACCAACCAUCUCCUACUACUGGUUCUCCACCAUCGUCCGCCUACCAUCGAUCAUCAUCAUCAUUCACUUACAUGGGAUUUAAAAAAUGGUUUAAAGCACAACACAAUAACUCUUACAGGAGGAGGGAUGAAAAUGAUCCAGGGAUAAAGUGUUAUCUUGUGGAUCCUCUUGGUUCUAGCUUGUUUAACAAUGUGACAAGAGUAGUGAUGUACACAAGAGAAGAUGCUAAAGGGAAGAGGUUAAAGAACCCAUUUGAUACGGUCACUGAAGGAAUAGGGAUCAACACAUUCACGGAAAAUUUCAAAAUGACUCAACUUGACGGAGAGUUCUAA
Lactuca saligna is the source of this 357-nucleotide messenger RNA. The record is from the annotation of a GenBank genome assembly. Lineage: Eukaryota; Viridiplantae; Streptophyta; Magnoliopsida; Asterales; Asteraceae.